CAAGAUAAAUUAAAUUUUUCAUGUGGUUUGUUCAAAUUUAUUAUAAAUCGAUUUUUUUAGAAUAUAUUACUUUUGCUCACAAAAAAUAAGAUAAAAAUGGGUUCAUUCUUUAGUCAUAUUUUAAAUAAUAAUAACACUCAUUAAAAAGAUGCUUCAAAGUCGAAAAUAUAAACUAUUCAAGAUAAACAAAUUAAGGCGGCUAGUACUUAUUAAAUGUCUGAAAAGGAUAAAAUUAUUUUAGACUUAAAAAAGGUUCAAGAUUAACUAAAUAGACGUAUUAAGUAAAUGGAAAAUAAUGCUAAUGAUUGUCAAGCGAAAGCAAAAGAGCAUUUGCUAAACAAAAAUAAAAUUAGAGCUAAAUAUGCCCUUUAAGCAAAGGCUAUAUAUGAAAAAUAAAUAGAAGGUAUUCUCAAUUAAGAUGUCCACAUAACUAAAACAAUUAGGUAAGUAUAGGAAAAAUUUGAUUAAUUAGAUGUCUCAAAUACCCUUUAAGCAGCUAAUAAGCUAAUGAAAGAUAUAGAUAAGGCUAUUGAUGUUGAUGGAAUGCAGGAUGCUAUAGGAAAUUUAUAAGAAUUAGAAGCUAACAACUCCAGAUUUGAUGAGCUUUAUAACUAAUAUGUCUCAACUGAUAAGUAAGAAAUAGAAAUAAAGCUUAAAGAAAUGGAAGUAGAAAUCUUUGAGAGUGAUCUAAAGUAAUAUGAGAUAAUUACAUAAAAGCCAUUGUUCUAAGAAGAAGCUAUUUAAUAAUAAUAACAACAACCAAUCAGUUAAUAAAAAUAACAAGCACAAGAUUAAUACUAACAAUAAGAAUAAAAGCAAAAUGAUGAAAUAGAUGAUCAACUUGCUAUGCUAGCUUGA
Tetrahymena thermophila SB210 is the source of this 858-nucleotide messenger RNA. Its product is annotated as SNF7 family protein. The record is from RefSeq and is a predicted model, not a curated record. The transcript has a single exon. Lineage: Eukaryota; Ciliophora; Oligohymenophorea; Hymenostomatida; Tetrahymenidae. Gene Ontology annotation, biological process: vacuolar transport.